AUGAGAGGAAGCCGCUUAAGAAACCCUGACUCGGUGGAUAUAGGCUCCAUAACCAGGACUGUUUUCGCCGAGGAUUCAGCUGACGGGACAAAUCGAUAUUGUCUUCUUCCAGUCUCCUUGGGCCAUCCUCAGUCCGUCAUUACGGUCCGUCGUCAGCCUUCGAGGGCUCUUCUAGUGUCGGGAUUUGGACUGACUAUAGUCACAAGUAGGCAAACCCAGGACAACCCCGCUUUCGCCCCAGACCAACAAUGGGGAAGGUCAACCCUAACGACGGGACCAAGACAAACAGGCGGAGAGGAGAGGAUUGAAUCCAGGCCGGGCGGGGACAAAGGGCUUCAUUAG
Messenger RNA from Nezara viridula (southern green stink bug), 342 nucleotides. Lineage: Eukaryota; Metazoa; Arthropoda; Insecta; Hemiptera; Pentatomidae. The record is from the annotation of a GenBank genome assembly.